Hypomesus transpacificus is the source of this 495-nucleotide messenger RNA. RefSeq names its product gamma-crystallin M3-like. The record is from RefSeq and is a predicted model, not a curated record. Gene Ontology annotation, biological process: visual perception; lens development in camera-type eye. NCBI's taxonomy places the organism in Eukaryota, Metazoa, Chordata, Actinopteri, Osmeriformes, Osmeridae. Gene Ontology annotation, molecular function: structural constituent of eye lens.
AUGACCAUGGGCAAGGUAAUAGAAGACAGGAACUUCCAAGGUCGCGACUGCUCUGAGCUCACCUCCUUCCUCAGUCGCUGCAACUCAUGCAAGGUGGAGAGUGGCUGCUUCAUGGUCUAUGACCGGCCGUCUAACUUCAUGGGAAACCAGUACAUUGUGAAGAGAGGGGAGUACUCUGACUACCAGCGUACGUGCAUGAGUGACUGCAUCAGGUCCUGCCGUGUGAUUCCUAUGCACACGGUAAAAAUCUGUGAGACAGAGAACUUCGGAGGCGAGAUGCACGAGCUGAUGGACGACUGUAACAACAUGAUUGAUUUUAAGCAGAUUUCCGACUGCCAGUCCUGCAAUGUGAUGGAUGGCCACUGGCUGAUGUGUGAGCAGCCCCACUACAGAGGCAGGCAGAUGUACCUGAGGCCUGGAGAAUAUAGGAACUUCAGGAAGAUGGGAAUGAGCAACAUGAUGAGAAUCAACUCUAUGAGGCGUCUUAUGGAUUAA